Messenger RNA from Punica granatum (pomegranate), 813 nucleotides. Lineage: Eukaryota; Viridiplantae; Streptophyta; Magnoliopsida; Myrtales; Lythraceae. The record is from RefSeq and is a predicted model, not a curated record.
CGGAUGCGGCCGGCCCCGGCUGCUCCGGUGGAACUAUGAACAAUUGAUUGAUUACGAGAGGGAAAACUCUGCAUCUCUGAGAUCUGCGAAGACGAAGAUUGAAGACGACGCGUUGAGUCUCGUCUCGAAUCCGCCCGCUCUCUGAUCUGACUCGACUUCCGGCAAUGAUUCACUUCGUGCUUCUGAUAAGUAGGCAGGGGAAAGUCAGGUUGACGAAAUGGUAUUCACCCUAUUCCCAGAAGGAGCGUACCAAGGUCAUUCGGGAGCUUAGUGGUUUAAUACUUACUCGAGGCCCCAAGCUUUGCAAUUUUGUGGAAUGGAGGGGAUUGAAAGUUGUUUAUAGAAGAUAUGCCAGCCUAUACUUCUGCAUGUGCAUUGACCAGGAUGACAAUGAACUCGAGGUCCUCGAAAUUAUCCACCUCUUUGUUGAGAUAUUAGACCGCUACUUUGGAAGUGUUUGUGAGCUGGACUUGAUCUUUAAUUUCCAUAAGGCUUAUUACAUAUUGGAUGAGCUAUUGCUUGCUGGUGAACUCCAGGAGACAAGCAAGAAGACAGUUGGACGGCUUAUCGCUGGACAAGAUGCGCUCGUGGAAACAGCUAAAGAGGAGGCUAAUUCGAUAAGCAAUAUGAUUGCUCAGGCCACCAAAUAGGAGAAUUGAACCACCUGGAAUCUCAAUUUCAUUUGUAUUACUGAUCUUGAGUCUUUUUGAUUUGUAUGUACUUGUAUGUUCGAUGACUGACAAUUCAAUUCUUAUUGUAUGUCAGCAUUUAUUAUUUUUGUUACAGUGGUUGGAAGCAGAUGGUUCUUUUUUU